AGUUCAGAAGGGUACCAAUGAUUUUCCAACUAUAAAUAGUCAGGAUUAAAGCUCCGAAAUGCAUUCCAGUUCAGAUAGUCAAAGUGUAGCUAAGCUUCAGCAGCAAAACUAAAACCUCACAUCAAAAUGUUCAAGCUCUUGGUCCUGCCACUGUUCUUCGCCGCCGUCUCGGCUGCCUACCUCGGAGCUCCUCUGGCCUACGGUGCCCCAGCCUACGCUGCUCCCUACGCUGCUCCCUACGCAGCUCCUUAUGCUGCCCCAUACGCCGCUGCUGCCUACCACGCUCCCCUGGCUUACCAUUCCCCAGUCGUGAAGACCGUUGCUGCCCCUCUGGCCUACCAUGCUCCAGUCGUUAAGGCUGUUGCCCCAUUGGCCACCUCCUACGCUAACACCUACAAGGUCUCUGUGAAGGCUCCAGUUGCUUACGCUGCCCCAGCCUAUGCUGCCCAUGCUUAUGCUGCUCCAGUCGUUGCCCACGCUCCAGCUGUCGUUGCUGCCCCAGCCUACCACGCCCCUCUGGCCUACGCUCACGGAUAUCUGCACUAAGUGAUGCGACGUUCUUCUGAGGUCAAUUUUCCGACACCACCACCACCCCACCCGUCAUCAACAAUCAACACCAACACCACUUACUCAAACUAGCAGAUUCAUGCAUGCGCCGAAGUCUCACCCGAUGAACGCACAGCCAAACGCAUUCCUAGACAAUCACAAACAAGCUUUUGGAUCUGUCCAAAACGGGGCUCCAACGGGGCUACCGGCAGCUGAGAUUUUAGAAGGUUUUUUUUUAAUUAAGUCAUCAUCGAUCAUCGAAUAGCAGUGUGCGGGAACCAGCAUCUCAAAACGAGAACAAAAUGAGUCUAAUUGUGUACAUAUGAUGUAUAGUUUUUGUAUUUAUUUGUGAAGAAAACUACAAAAAAUAAAAAAGAGACAGAAAUCAA
Molecule: messenger RNA, 935 nt
Organism: Malaya genurostris
Lineage: Eukaryota; Metazoa; Arthropoda; Insecta; Diptera; Culicidae
Product: cuticle protein 12.5-like
Exons: 3
Coding region: 127-546 (139 amino acids)
Source: RefSeq, a predicted model, not a curated record